Messenger RNA from Letharia columbiana, 2226 nucleotides. RefSeq lists its product as uncharacterized. The record is from RefSeq and is a predicted model, not a curated record. NCBI's taxonomy places the organism in Eukaryota, Fungi, Ascomycota, Lecanoromycetes, Lecanorales, Parmeliaceae. Bases 1 to 2226 code for a protein of 741 amino acids. The transcript has 5 exons.
AUGCAGAGCGGCUCAGGUGCUCAUGUGAAGCCGAAGUUCAACGGGAAGCCUGGCAUCAGCCUGAAAACCCCACUCAGCAGUCAUUAUUAUGACCUCCGCCAAUUGCAACCUGAAGAAGACUUGAUUGAACUCAACGAUGAGCCGCCGACCCCUCAGAUACAGACCGAACACCCAAACGGACCUCUCCACCGGUCAGGCGGGAGCCCGUCCGAAUCCAAUCAUGGGCUAACAAGAUACCAAGCCCAAUCAAGCACCCGUGUUCAAGAACAGAUAACUCUUCUCGAUCUUGAAGAUCCCCUCAUACAAGGAGAUUCGGCUUCGCGAGAUGGUCGCAUAGCUGGCGGUGAGCGAAGCAGGAUUGGCCGGCAAUCAUAUAAUCUCAUGUAUUCGAACAGUGCUAUCCUGCGUCCGACGUAUCUGCUGACAUUUUCGCUUCUUCCCAGAAACAUCCAAACUCAUACCCAGAGCAAAAGCACAAGCCGGCAGAAUUCUGGCGAUCAACUCUGCGAUGGUUGUGAAAGAUAUGGUAUCAAUAGAGAAUACUGCAAUUUCUGCGAAUGCAUUUUUUGUACCAGCUGUUGGGAAAAGCAGGUAUCUCAUAAGAUGCAGCGGAAAGCUCCAGGAUCCAUUCCGCACGAAAGAACCGAUUGUCGUACCGCUGAGUUAAUCAAGGCUAUCUUGGAGGUCAAGGCAACUUCCGCUGAACAAGACAUUCUGCACAAAAACGACGAAGACACAACAUGGUUCGGCGUCGUCCGAGAAGAUGAUGAGCUACCUACAUUCAGAGACUCUGACGACGUCCAUCUCUAUUUCUACUCAGACCCCCAGACUUGCAUGUCAGACAACCUUAUUAUGUAUGCAGAUCGUGAGGGGCUGGAAGGCGGUGAACGAGAACCACUGGGAGCAAGACUAAAAAGGAAGGACAAGCCCUCAAAAGUUGGCCGGGUUGACUCUUUUGAACGAAAAUUGCAGAAGAUACAUCACACAUCGGAACGUGCAAUCACCUGGGCCGAUACAAACGCUAAAAGGAGCAGGGAUUUCACGGUCACCCAUCUGUAUCCACGUCUUCUAUACACCUUUUCUGAUGUGACCUGGCGUUCUUACAUGAGUGUGCUUCAUCCACCUCCAAACGAAAAAGCCAGGUAUAUACGAAUUAACCCACAAUUGAAGGAGAAUCCACCUGGCUUGGAUGAAGUGGAGAGCCUACCUUACAUCCAAGGAGUAGUCCGUGAGAUGUCAAGCACGGAUGUUAGUAUACAAAAUGUAGCGCUUCGUUUGAUUGCUUCGAGCUUUUAUUUCGAAAAAUCUCACGCUGUGGAGCUUGCAUCAGAUGAUUCUGUCCAGAUAAAAGGACACAUAUAUUGCCGGUUACUGAAAGACAGCAAGGAGAUCUCCGAGCUUGGGAAGUUCAUGCGGAAUAAGCUGCAGUGUGGCUAUGAAUUGUACUUCGUCAUACAAGAAGAGCACCGGGGCCAGCACGCCAAGAAGGUUUCGGUCUCAACGGACGUCAUCGAACGAAUGAUUAGGAAACGUCUGUUCGAGAUGGACAACGUCAGCGUCCAGCUCUCUACUAAGAUCGCUUACACCGAGAUAUUACUCCAUAUGGGGCCAGGAGAUGUGUAUCCAAUCAGCAGGUUUCCAAGGUCUCUUUUGCAAGACGAAGAUUCGAAGCCAAGAACACGGCAAAACGUUACCCUAAAUUCCAAUCGAUGGGCUGGCCGGACUCCAAUUCAGCGAAUACACCGCAAGAGUUGGAUCCCACCUGAUCUAGCCGAACAGCGCUCAGAUCCUGAUAAAAUAUCGCAUUACUCGAAGCAGGAUUAUGUUAUCGGAGAGUCAUCCCAGGGCACGCUGCAAAGGAUUGCCCAUCGACUCAACAAUGGCCCCAGCCCAGCGCAAAUCCUGCCAGAGCCAGAUACUUCGGACUUAGAAUCAGAGAUGGCGGAACUGUCGAGACAAAGAUCUGCAGCAAUAGAGCUCGACGGCAAUUCCUUCGCAGUCGAACUUGACGCUGGCCCUGUCGUCGAUCUCACUCAGCAAGCGAACCGUCCGCAGGGCGAGACUGACAGUAGCAGACUCUCGGAAGGAAACCCCAUGGGCCACCCGUCUGGUCCAUCCAAUGAACCGCAAGAUCUGCAAGCGGACACUGAGCACGCUUCGCCGAGGGCCGCUCCUCAGGUGGGGAAAGCAGAUAGGAAGUGGGAGGGAGGUUUCUUUCGGUUUUGA